Messenger RNA from Lithohypha guttulata, 1032 nucleotides. RefSeq lists its product as uncharacterized. Bases 1 to 1032 code for a protein of 343 amino acids. NCBI's taxonomy places the organism in Eukaryota, Fungi, Ascomycota, Eurotiomycetes, Chaetothyriales, Trichomeriaceae. Gene Ontology annotation, cellular component: membrane. The transcript has 3 exons. The record is from RefSeq and is a predicted model, not a curated record.
AUGCCUGGACAAGCACGUCCACCAGGUGUAAGUAAUUUUUAUAUCUACCAGCCUGCCCAUGGAGCGUCAAUUGCAUUUGCCAUACUAUUCACGAUCUCUGGGACCGGUCACAUCUGGCAGAACAAUCUCAAGUAUCGAUCGUACCGGAUCGGCUUCCUCCUACCAUGGGCUGCCUUUCUAUUCACAGCUGGAUUUACCCUCCGCGAAUAUGGCAGCUACAACACCGACAACCUAGGCGUCUUCAUCGCAUCGCAAGUGCUACUUUUCAUAGCACCACCUGUCUACAAUGGUGCUAACUAUUUCAUCUUCGGCCGAGCUCUCUACUACCUGCCCUACCUAUCCUUGAUCCACCCCGGCCGGGUAUGGACUACAUUUGUUGCCCUUGAUGCAGCGGCAGAUGUCGUCGCAGCGAAUGGAGUGGUGAGGGUAGCCAACGCCAGAGCAGAACCAUCUGCAAUCAAAGCCGGGCUUGAUCUGGUCAAGAUCUCUCUGUUCCUGUUGAUGGGGAUGUUCUUGGCCUUCAUGGCACUGAACAUCCACUUCCACUAUCGAGCAGUCAAAGCAGGUGUCUUCAACUACAAAUUAAAGGUCAUCAUGUACGAGCUCUACGCCUCCAACCUUCUGAUUCUCCUGCGAAACUGCUUUCGAACAGCCGCAUUCUUCUACCCAUGGCAUUCGCUAGCGAACGGCAAAGAGUGGCCAUUGUGGGUCUUCGAGUUUGUGCCGAUGGUUGUUAAUACCUAUCUGAUGAAUAUCUAUCCACCUGCAAAAUACCUUCCAGCGAACCAUAAGAUUUACCUUGCCAUGGACGGGAAAACAGAGCUUGAGGGUCCAGGCAUGGUUGACAAGAGGCAUUUUCUAUGGACUCUGUUUGAUCCUUUUGACAUCAAAGGGAUUGUGCAAGGAAAAGAUCAGAAGAACAGAUACUGGUUAAGCGAUGGUAUUGGUGGUCCUUUGAUUGAGGCACAAUCCAGUGGAGCGGAACUGUCUGUGAUUCACCAAGGUGGGCAGACCGUGAAGACUGAGGCAUAG